Messenger RNA from Nematolebias whitei (Rio pearlfish), 1629 nucleotides. It is a transcript of the gene znf704, whose product is annotated as zinc finger protein 704. Lineage: Eukaryota; Metazoa; Chordata; Actinopteri; Cyprinodontiformes; Rivulidae. The record is from RefSeq and is a predicted model, not a curated record. Gene Ontology annotation, molecular function: RNA polymerase II cis-regulatory region sequence-specific DNA binding; DNA-binding transcription factor activity. Gene Ontology annotation, biological process: regulation of transcription by RNA polymerase II. The transcript has 9 exons. The coding region runs from base 1 to 1185 and encodes 394 amino acids. Gene Ontology annotation, cellular component: nucleus.
AUGAGUCGCCGGCAGCGAGGUCGGCACGAGGCUCUGGCCGCCGAAAGUACAAACCUCAAUGAGACACGGGUGCAGCUCUGGCGAUCCGAGGAGGAGGUAGAUAUGGACAAGGUGACGGCUGCCAUGGUGCUGACGAGCCUCUCCACGAGCCCGCUGGUCAGGAGUCCGCCUGUCAAAGUCAGCGAAGGUCUGAGUGGUUCUUGGAAGGAGAACGGCUCAGCUGGACCCUUCACCCCAUCGAGCAACAGCUCCUCAGGAGGCUACUGGAGCUGGUCUGCGCCCAGCGACCAGUCCAAUCCGUCCACGCCUUCCCCGCCACUUUCAGCCGACAACUUCAAGCCAUUCCGCGUACCGAGCCAGGGCGGCGCGGGGCCCGGCCCCCCAGGACUCGAGGACCCCAGUCUGGAUGAGCAGGACGGCAGCAGCCUGCUCUUUGAUGAGCCCAUCCCUCGCAAGCGCAAGAACUCCAUGAAGGUGAUGUUCAAGUGUCUGUGGAAGAACUGUGGCAAAGUGCUGAGUACCACUGCUGGCAUUCAGAGACACAUCCGCACCAUCCACCUGGGGCGGAGCUGCGACUCUGACUGCAGCGACGGCGAGGAGGACUUCUACUACACAGAAAUCAAGCUCAACACCGACUCUGUGGCCGACGGGCUCAGCAGCCUGUCGCCCGUGUCACCCUCCGUCGUCUCCCCGCCGCCUCCUCCCCCGUCGCCUCUCCCUUCUCUCGGCCAGCUGGCAGACUCCCACCGACCCCCGCAGCCGUGUGACGCCAAGGAGCCUCACACCGGCGGCACCACCCCGCUCAGCCGCUCUGCACCGAGCGCUCUAUACCUCAUCCACACAGACCACGCCUACCAGGCCACUGCUCCGGUGUCCAUCCCGUCCAGCAGCAGCACCUCAGCCUCCAACAGCUUCACCCCCACCAACAGCUUCAGCAUCUCCUGGCAGUCGCCUCCGGUCACUUUCACCGGCAACUCCACGUCUCCAACUAAAAGCCAGGGAUUCGGGGAGCAGCGGUCCCACACCAUCGCCGUGCUUUCGUCCCCUCCGAGAGCGACCGCCGCCCUCAGUCGAAAGGUGCGCGGCGAGGGGAAGAAGUGCCGUAAGGUGUACGGGAUGGAGAACCGCGACAUGUGGUGCACCGCCUGCCGCUGGAAAAAGGCCUGCCAGAGAUUCACCGACUGAUUGUACGCCGCCGAGGCAACGCCAUCUAAAAGGAGACGGGAGCGUCGUCCUGCAUGCUUCUUCAAAACAGCGCAACUGUCCGUGGAGCUCUGGCUCCGCCCCUCUUCUUCCAGCAGUGGAAACACGUGAAGGAUGGCAGAGAUGCUUUUUUCUUUUUUUAAACUGUGCCGUCCAGGAGUCCUAAUACUGCCUCACCAUUUCCCUCGUUCCCAGUUGUGGGAAACCCCAGUGCAGCUAAACCGUGUAUUAAAACAAAAAAGAAAAGCAAAUCGAUAUAAAGAUUUCUGCAUUUUUUUUUUUUUGGGUUCAAUGUUGCGUCUUUGUUUUGUUCAGCUCUGGUUUUUAAUGGGAAGUCUUGUCCAAGACCGGGUCCAGAAGGAAGAAACAAAAGACCAAAAAGCGUAUUCUUUUUUGUGUUUUGUUCAAAGAUGACAAAAAAAAAAA